This is a messenger RNA of Peniophora sp. CBMAI 1063, 945 nucleotides long. The record is from the annotation of a GenBank genome assembly. NCBI's taxonomy places the organism in Eukaryota, Fungi, Basidiomycota, Agaricomycetes, Russulales, Peniophoraceae.
AUGUUCAAGGCCACUCUUUCCCUCGCUGUCCUUGUCGUUUCCGUCACUGCCCAGAUAACUAUCAACACGCCCUCCGGCGCACUCGGCGCUAUUCAAUGUGCUGUUUACCAGGUGACCUGGACAGGCGGCACCGGGCCGUUCGACCUUCGCCUUCUCGACAGUGAACAGAACUUCGUGGAGGAGAUCGCAAGCGAUGCUCAAAGCAGCCCAUUCCAAUGGACAGUGAACGAGCCCGCUGGCCAGGACUUCAUUCUCUCCAUUCACGACACGACUGGCACUACCGCCACCACUGGCCAGUUCACUAUCCAGCCCUCGUCUGACACAAGCUGUCUCAAUGACACAUCCUCUGGAGAUCUCACUGUCAACACACCGACCGGCGCAACUUCCGCCAUCCAGUGCGAAGACUAUCAGAUCACCUGGACAGGCGGCAACGGGCCGUUCGAUGUCUACCUGCUCGACGACGAGCUGAACCUCGUGGAGGACAUCGCGGACAACGUGACCAGCAGCCCCGUACUGUGGAGCGUGAACGAGCCCGCCGGCCAGAACUUCACCUUUGCCGUGUUCGAUGCAGAUGGCGACUCCGGCAUCUCUGGCUUGUUCAGCAUCCAGGACUCAUCGAACUCGUCCUGCCUCAAUGCAUCUUCGACCGCAAGCCCUAUCACUGUCAACACCCCCACCGGCGCACUCGGAGCCAUUCAGUGCGCUGUCUAUCAGGUUACUUGGACGGGCGGAGUAGGACCGUUUGAUAUCCAGUUGCUCGACAGCGAGAGCAACUUCGUAGAGGAGAUCGCGAGCGACGCCACAAGUAGCCCGGUACAGUGGACCGUGAACGAGCCCGCUGGUCAGGUCUUUGGAAUCGCCGUCAUGGACUCGACCGGCGAUGUUGGGCUCACUGGUCAGUUUACCAUCCAGCCAUCGUCCAACUCCUCUUGCCUCGGCAAUUGA